Messenger RNA from Perca flavescens (yellow perch), 3404 nucleotides. It is a transcript of the gene postnb, whose product is annotated as periostin, osteoblast specific factor b. NCBI's taxonomy places the organism in Eukaryota, Metazoa, Chordata, Actinopteri, Perciformes, Percidae. The transcript is spliced from 22 exons. The record is from RefSeq and is a predicted model, not a curated record. Gene Ontology annotation, molecular function: cell adhesion molecule binding. Gene Ontology annotation, biological process: cell adhesion; extracellular matrix organization. Gene Ontology annotation, cellular component: extracellular matrix. The coding region runs from base 22 to 2499 and encodes 825 amino acids.
GGGCUCGCUAAGAAAUCAAGGAUGAAGCUCCUUUUCGUAGCUGCCUUUGCACUCUUUGUGUUCUCCACAUUUGACAAGGCUGAGUCUUCAGCUUAUGACAAAAUAGUCACCCACAGUCGCAUCAGGGCAAGAAAAGAAGGACCCAAUGUCUGCACGCUCCAGCAGGUCAUGGGGACCAAGAAAAAGUACUUUAGCACUUGUCGUAACUGGUACCAAGGGGCCAUCUGUGGAAAGAAAGCGACUGUGCUUUAUGAGUGCUGCCCUGGGUACAUUAAGCUGGAAGGCAUGCGUGGUUGCCCUGCAGUGGCCCCAAUUGAUCAUGUGUAUGGCACUUUGGGUCUGGUGAAGGCCACCUCAACCCAAAAAUACUCUGAUGUUUCUAAGCUAAGGCCUGAGAUUGAGGGACCUGGAUCCUUCACUUUCUUUGCCCCCAGCAACGAGGCCUGGGAGCUUUUGGAUGAAGAGUCCAGGAGUGCACUGGUCAGCAAUGUCAACAUUGAACUGUACAACGCUCUGCAUUAUCAUAUGGCCAACAAACGCCUCUUGACCAAAGAUUUAAAGAAUGGAAUGACAGUCACCUCCAUGUACAAUGACCUGGGUCUCCAAAUCAACCAUUACUCCAAUGGGGUGGUGACUGUGAACUGCGCCAGGAUUAUCUAUGGCAACCAGGUUUCCACCAAUGGAGUUGUGCAUGUCAUUGACCGUGUUAUCAGCGCUGUUGGAAACACAAUCCAGGAUGUCAUUGAGGUUGACGAUGACCUGACAACUCUGAAUGAUGUGGCUCAAACCACUGGGUUCUUGGAGAAGCUGGGUCAGCCAGGACAUUACACUCUCUUUGCCCCCACCAACGAAGCCUUUGAGAGUCUGGGCAGCGAAGUGUUGGAGAGACUUCAGGGCGACAAGGAGGUCCUCAAAGCUCUCCUGAAUUUUCACCUUCUGGACUCAGUCCAUUGCUCUGAGUCGAUCAUGUCCGGCACCUCUUACGAGACGCUGGAGGGCAACAACAUUGAGAUUGGCUGUGAUGGCGAAAGUUUAACUGUCAACGGCAUCAAGAUGGUGCGCAAGAAGGACAUUGUCACCACCAAUGGUGUCAUCCACCUUAUUGACCAAGUGCUGAUGCCAGACUCAGCUAAGCAGGUGAUGGAACUGGUGGGAAGUUCCCUGUCAACCUUUGGUGACAUGGUGUCCGAGCUGGGCCUGUCUGCUGACAUGAUGUCAGACGCCGAGUACACUUUGCUGGCUCCCCUCAACACUGUCUUUAAUGAUGAAGUGAUGGCCAUGGAUCAGAGGCUGCUCAGGAUUAUCCUGCAGAACCACAUCUUGAAGAAAAAGAUUGUCCUGGGACAGUUGUUUAACGGCCAGCGGCUGGAGACCAUUGGAGGAAAAUUUCUGAGGGUCUUCAUCUAUCGCACAGCUGUGUGCAUUGAGAAUUCCUGUCUGUUGAGAGGCAGUAAAGAAGGAAGCAACGGGGCCCUUCAUCUCAUGAGAACCCUGUUGAAACCGGCAGAAAAAACUAUGUUUGAGAUUCUGACAGAAAAUGGAGGUUUCAAGAUCUUUUUGUCUCUUAUGGAAAGUGCUGGCUUGACUGACCUGCUGAAACAGGAGGGAGACUUUACUCUGUUCGCCCCGAGCGAUAAGGCUUUUGCUGGCAUGAGCAGCAGUGAUCUGUCCUUGUUGAAGAGUGACAUAAAUGCUCUCAGAACCAUUCUCUUGUAUCACAUCAGUAAUGGUAUCUUCAUUGGUGGAGGUCUGGAGGGUGGGGUGACAAACCUUCUCAAGUCUCUUCAAAGCAGCAACCUCAGAGUGUUGUCUGCAAACAACUCAAUGCUAGUGAACUCUGUCCAAAUCCCUGAAUCUGAUAUAAUGGCCACAAAUGGAGUCGUUCACUUCGUCAACCAUGUCUUAUAUCCUGGAGAUAUCCCUGUUGGAAGCCAGGAUUUCCUCAUGCUAUUGAAGAGGCUCAUCACUUACAUGCAAAUCAAGUACAUUUCAGGAUUCAGAUAUCAGGAAAUUCCCCUUACAUUUAUGAAGACGAUCAUCACUCGUGUCCAGCACGUUCCUGAUGUAACCAAAGUCACAAGGGUUAUACAAGGGGAGCCCAGUGUUACCAAGGUUACCAGGGUCAUUGAGGGUCAACCCUCGGUCACUAAGGUUACCAGGGUCAUAGAGGGUCAACCCUCCGUCACUAAGGUUACCAGGGUCAUAGAGGGUCAACCCUCCGUCACUAAGGUUACCAGGGUCAUUGAGGGUGAACCAUCCUUCAGUAAGGUGACCAGGGUCAUUGAGGGUGAACCCUCCUUCACCAAAGUUACCAGGGUCAUUGAUGGCCCUCAGUUCUCAGUCAGCAGUGGCUCCACCAACAUCGCCCUGGAAGAAACUGACCUUUCCAACAUUGAAGGGGAUGCUGAAAGACUUACCAAAAUGAUCCAAGAAGGCAGUACAAGAAGAACUGCUACCCGGAGAGUUUUAGCUGGCAACAGGAGAAAAGUAAGGGACUGAGCAUGGAUGGAUGAGAAUAUCGACGUUGUAAAGGCAGGAGAGAGACACCAAACCCAGAUGUUGAAACUGGUGUUUACAGGGAACACUUCAAAUUUCAGUGAUUUCAAUUAUACUGUAAAAGGUAUUGACAAAAAAUAAAACUAUUCUUAUAAACAAUGUAAUGGUGCUUUGAAUGUAUAUCCAUUAUGAGUAUGCAAUCUCUGAAAAGGAUUCAGCAUAUGUAAACAGUGUUGAAAUUAACAUUUUGGCAUGACUUUUAAAACACGGAGCAAGUCAGGGUAGCAAUAAAAUCUUUUCAAUCCAAGCCAUUAGAGUAGCUAUAAAACAUUUCAGUUCUAAACUUCUCUAUGCUUUUGCUAGAGGUGAAGGUUAAAACAAGAUUUUUUACAAGCUGUUUGGGAAUAGUUAUAAGUCUCAGCAUGGUAAAAGAUUGAAAACAAAAAUGUGUUUUCAGACUUGAACUGUUACAUAGUUUUUAAUUUCUGCGGUUGUAAGUUGUUUAAGGUUUCAUGUACAUUUUCUCUAUGCUUGUAUCACUUGGAUUUGUAUCAAACUGCAGAAUUGUUUCCUUUCUAUUUUUUAAACCUCUCCAAUAAAGAGUAUGUGCCAAUUUGAAAAGGGUAUCUGAAGAGAUUGUAUUAUGUCAUUUUUACUUAGAAGGCUCUAACAUUGAUUCAGAAAAGAGAGUCUAAAAUAGCAAAAGUCAAAUCUAAAUAGUAUGUCUGCAUUUUGUAUUUCCAAGUACAAGGUCUUUAAAUUAGACUGUGAUUUCAGAGUCAACCUUUUAAAUGCCCCAGUCAUUUUUUCUGUAUGUGUAAUAGGGAGCAUGGCAGUCCACUUCUGGAAACUUCCAAGAAGACAUUGUGUAAAAUAUGAAAUAAACUGGGUUUAAUGCGCAAAAAGAA